CACAAAGGAGAAAAAAAAAAAAAAGAAAAUAAAAAUGGAACACAGCCAGGAGCAGGGGGAACCGGCACAGCCAGUGAUAGCGCUUGCGAGGAUGCUGGAGGGGAUGGCAGCAAUGCAAGAGAGACAGGCGCUGAUGCACGCCGAGCAACUUGAAGCUCUGCGAGCACAGACAUCCCUGCAGACGCAGGCUCUACUGCAGCUGGCUGCUGCGGGAGAAACUAGCUCCCGCGAGCGACAGAACAAACCCCCCGUAGCUCUUCACUUGCCUAAAAUGACCCCGGAGGACGAUGCUGAGGCAUUCCUGGAGGGGUUUGAAGUGGCAGCGAAGGCGAGUCAAUGGCCGGAGGAGGAGUGGGUCGUCCGCCUCCUGCCCCUCUUGACUGGGGAAGCCCAACAGGCGGCGCACAGCUUACCCCCCACCGCGCGGGCUGUCUACCAAAACCUAAAGAAGGCGGUCCUGGACCGCCUGGGGUACAGCCCGGAAGAGCACCGGCGGCGGUUCCGUCAGACGGCUCUGGCAGGAGAGGACCGGCCAUUCGCCUACGCCCAGAGACUGCUGGAUAUGGCCCGACGGUGGCUCCGACCGGAACUCCGGUCAGCCGACGGAGUGGUAGAGCUGGUGACACUGGAACGAUUUAUCGAUGGCCUCCCGGGGGAAACAGCGAACUGGGUGAGGUGCCAUCGACCGACCGGGUUGGCGGCCGCCGUCACCCUGGCGGAGGACCACCUGGCGCUCUACCCCCGCGGCCAGUCCCAGCACCAGCAGCAGCAGCAGCAGCAGCAGCAGCAAGGACGGGCAGACACGGCUCCGCGCCGAAGAGCCCCUCCUCGUUCCCUUCCUCCCCCCCUUCCUUCCUCCCUUCCCCGUGCCCAAACCCCUUCCUUUUCCCGUAACAACCCUUUUUUUGUUUCCCCAGCCCCAGGCUCAGUGGCGGCGGGGUUCGAACCACAGAGAGCUCCUCAGACGCCCGGACCGGGGUGUUGGCGGUGCGGACAACCGGGUCACCUGCGCCGAGAGUGCCCGCUCAUGGAGGUGGGGCAGGUGGUUCGUGUUGUCGGCCCGCCCACCUCCGCUCCCGACCCAGACGGAGCGUACUGUAUUCCGUGAGCCUGGGGUUUUUAAAAGCACGACCGGAAGCCGGAGGGAAGGAGAGACGCGCCGGCGAGAAGACGGC
This is a messenger RNA of Anguilla anguilla (European eel), 1175 nucleotides long. RefSeq lists its product as uncharacterized. The record is from RefSeq and is a predicted model, not a curated record. The transcript has 2 exons. NCBI's taxonomy places the organism in Eukaryota, Metazoa, Chordata, Actinopteri, Anguilliformes, Anguillidae. Bases 35 to 1108 code for a protein of 357 amino acids. Gene Ontology annotation, molecular function: zinc ion binding; nucleic acid binding.